AUGGUUUACGGCAGAUUGAUUUACAACAAUGUAAAGGAUUACACUCCUCAAUGGUUUAAGACUAUUCCUUAUUAAUAAACAGUCAAACCAAGUUUUGUCAGAAAACCAUAAGUUGUAUCUAGAAUGAAUGCUGAUCCAAAAGUGAAGGCUUUCUGGAGAUUCUUGGGAAGAAAUGUGACUGAUAACCCUUGGGCUUGGUAAGUCUAUAUUUUUGCCAAUUCCUUUGUCAUCUUUGCAUUGUGCUAUUAUCCUUGGCUCUGGGUUUAUCAAUUCAACAACAAAAAGCGAACUAUUGAUUAUGCUCUAUAAUAAGAGAAGGAAUUCAAGGCAAAAUAGGCUGCUGCCGAAGAAUGAGUUAUUAUUACACAAAAUACAAAAACAUUAUAAGUAUUUUCUGA
This is a messenger RNA of Paramecium tetraurelia, 398 nucleotides long. RefSeq lists its product as uncharacterized. The transcript has 3 exons. The record is from RefSeq and is a predicted model, not a curated record. Lineage: Eukaryota; Ciliophora; Oligohymenophorea; Peniculida; Parameciidae.